AUGUCGCUCCUCCGCGGCAUAGAUAUCCGCACCAUGCUGUUCGUCGAGCGUAGCUACGGUCUGCCUUACGACCAGCUCCAGCAGAUCCUCCUCAAUGUUCCUUCCGCAGAUAAGGCCCGAGAGUGGAGCCAAUACUAUACCGCAGGGCCACACUUGGCAGGAAAGAAUCUGUCCCAGGCGCUCUGGACUUUGGAAAAAUGGAAGGAAUUCGGUGUGGAGGAUACUGGCCUCGCGGCGUAUGACAUUUACAUCAACUACCCGCUUGAUCACCGCCUGGCCCUCUUGAAGACGUCCGGUGAUAAAACUGAAGUGACCUUUGAAGCUACAUUGGAGGAGGAUGUCCUCGAAGAGGAUCCUACUUCUGGCCUGCCAGACCGUGUCCCAGUGUUCCAUGGCUAUUCUGCUACCGGCAAUGUGACCGCACAGUUUGUGUAUGUCAACUUUGGCACGUACAAGGACUUUGAGGACCUCGUCAAUGCCAACGUCACCUUGGAGGGUAAGAUUGCCAUCGCCAAGUACGGUAGGAUCUUCCGUGGGUUGAAGGUGAAGCGUGCACAGGAGCUUGGAAUGGUCGGCGUAGUUAUCUACAGUGAUCCGCAGGAAGAUGGUGAAAUCACCGAGGAAAAUGGCUAUGAAGCUUAUCCUAAUGGACCGGCACGGAACCCCAGUGCUAUCCAGAGAGGUAGCACUCAAUUCCUCAGUAUCCUUCCUGGUGACCCCACAACCCCGGGAUACGCAUCCAAGCCCGGAUGCGAGCGACAGGAUCCGCAAAACUCCAUCCCUUCAAUCCCAUCUCUCCCCAUCUCAUACAAGGAGGUUCUCCCAUUCUUGAAGGCGCUUAACGGUCACGGCCCCAAGGCGUCGGACUUCAACGAGUGGUGGCAGGGUGGCGGUCUUGGCUACAAGGGUGUGGAGUACAACAUCGGACCAUCUCCCGAGGAUGUGGUGAUCAAUCUCGACAACCUCCAGGAGUACGUGACAACGCCCCUGUGGAACGUCAUCGGUACCAUCAAGGGCCACAUCCCCGACGAAGUUGUUAUUCUCGGUAACCACCGUGAUGCGUGGAUUGCCGGUGGCGCAGGAGAUCCUAACAGUGGAUCCGCUGCUCUAAACGAGGUCGUCCGCAGCUUCGGCGAGGCUCUCAAGGCCGGAUGGAAGCCAUUGCGCACUGUUGUCUUUGCCAGCUGGGACGGUGAAGAGUACGGGCUUCUUGGCUCGACCGAGUGGGUAGAAGAAUCUCUUCCAUGGCUCUCCAAAGCCAACAUUGCAUACCUUAAUGUCGAUGUGGCUACUUCGGGCACCGAUUUCAAACCUCGGGCCAGUCCCCUUCUGAACAAGGUUAUCAACGAUGUCACCGCUCUGGUGCAGUCCCCCAACCAGACCGUCCGGGCCAGACAGUCCGCGAUGUAUUUCGCCGGUGUGGCCAGUCUCGACUUCGGUUUUGGCCGUGGUGAGAAUGACCCGGUCUACCACUACCACUCAAACUACGACAGCUUCGCAUGGAUGGAAAAGUACGGUGACAAGGGCUUCCUCUACCACCAAGCUUGCACAAAGCUCUGGGCUUUGGCCGCGGCACAAUUGGUGGAGUCUCCCCUUCUAGCGCUUAACGCCACCGACUAUUCUCUUGGCCUUGAAUCCUAUCUGGACCACAUCAAGCCUGCGGCAGACAAUCUGCCUGGAAAGACCCACUUCGACUUCGGAGCUCUAGAUAGGGCCAUUUCUGAGUUCCAGGAUUCCGCAAAGGCUUUCGAUGCCCAUGCUGCGGACCUGCAGUCCCAGCUUGGUGAUGACGUGCCUUGGUACCACUGGUGGAAGAAGGUGAGACUGUGGUUCCAGAUUCGCGUUACCAAUGCGAAGUACAAGGGCAUUGAACGGGCUUUCUUGUACCAACCCGGUCUGGACGGCCGUAACUGGUUCAAGCACGUCGUCUUUGCCCCUGGCAUUUGGACCGGUUACUCCGGAGCCACCUACCCCGGACUAGUAGAGAGUCUUGAGGCUGGUGACGUGGAGAAUGCCGAGGCACCACCAACAACCUCCGCUCUCGCCCUCUCCCUCCUCACAAGCCUGGGCGGGAUAAUCGGCUACGCACGGACCGGAUCAAUCCCCUCAAUCGCCGCCGGCGUCUCCGUCGGCCUCGUCUACCUCCUCUCAUUCCUGCGCCUUCGUGCCGGCCAAUCCUACGGCGAGGAACUAGGUCUCCUGGCCUCGGCCGUACUGGGUGGAAGCUCUAUCCCGCGCGUGAUCAAGACGGGGGGCAAGCCUGUUCCGGUUGUUUUGUCUGUGCUGGCUACUUAUGGGCUUUUUGUUUUUGGGUUUGCGUUUAAGGAGAAGAGGGCGUGA
This is a messenger RNA of Penicillium mononematosum, 2340 nucleotides long. RefSeq lists its product as uncharacterized. Gene Ontology annotation, cellular component: membrane. NCBI's taxonomy places the organism in Eukaryota, Fungi, Ascomycota, Eurotiomycetes, Eurotiales, Aspergillaceae. The transcript has 5 exons. The record is from RefSeq and is a predicted model, not a curated record. Bases 1 to 2340 code for a protein of 779 amino acids. Gene Ontology annotation, molecular function: carboxypeptidase activity.